UCUCGGUAAGCCAUCCAGUAUGUCUAAGAGAGUAGCAGACAAACAAAUCACCAGUGAUUUUCCCGGGGAUCAAGAAGACAGUGAUGAGCCGCAGGUUUUCAAGGCUCUGUCCGAUGUGAUGGCAAAGAGAAAGAUCCUUAAGCCAAGAGGCCAUGGUGGUGCCGGGGCAGGAAAUCCCUUUAAAGGCGUUCAAUCCAGGGGUAGUAGCUUUGCUUUCAACAAGUCCGCUGAGUCUUCCUUCAAGCCAAUUCAAAACAAUGUUUCAGCACCUACCCCUAACAAAGAUGAUGACAAGAAUAACAAGCUUAGAGCUUUGAAUGAAAAGUUCAUCGAAACCUUGAACAAGGCCAAUGUUCCAAACACUGUGCUGGAUUUCACUGCUGCUGCAAAAAAAUACAUUGAAUAUUACGAGCAAAUCCAAAAGGGAUCCAUAGCCUCGACAAGCAACCCAUCAGCAUCCUCAACCCUUAAUUCAAACCCUGUGCCAUCAAAUAACAUGUUCAAUUUCGCACCUAAAGUCCCAACCAGCACAGAAACUAAGCCUGCUACUGCAGAGGUUACAAAACCUGCAAUUUCCUUCGGUAAUGCCUCUACUUCAGCACCUAAGCAAGACUCCAGUUCCGAUUCUGACUCAGACCUGGACGAAGACAUCAAGAUCCAAGGGCCUCAGUUUACUCUUGCUUCUAAACCUACUGUCAAAAACUCUCCUUUCUCAUUCGGUCCAAAACCAGCCAAGAAAGUUGAUUCUGAUUCUGACUCUGAAUCUGAGAUCGAGAUUAAGGGCCCUACCUUCACCUUUGAUAAACAAAUCAAAGACAACGUGUUCAAGUUAGAACCCACUACUAGUAAGGCUAGUAUCCCACAACAGAGCCAAGCUGAAGCUAAGCCUGCUGCUUUGUUUGGAGCUUCCACCACUUCCAAGUUAGACCAACCACAGCCUAGCUUUUCUUGGGGUAGCUCGGCCCCUAAAUCUGCAUUCAGCUUGGGAUCUAAAGCUGAUGCUACCAAAGAGCCAGAGGUGCCGCAGAAGCAAGCUUUCAACUUUCAGCCCAGUUCAACUUCCAUCAGCGAAAAGGAAGAGUCGGCCAAACCCUUAUCAACUAAUUUGGGUUCUUCUGCAUCUCCAACUCCAUUAUUAUUUGGAAGUAAGCCUGAAAAUAAGGCAGAAAAGGUCCAAGACAAACCUUUAUUCAAUUUCAAGCCCAGUGUAACCAAUGAAUCUUCAACUGCAUCGAGUGACACUUCAAAGCCGCUUUUUAAUUUCACCAGCACCAACAGCUCUAAUGAUAAACCUGCAACUGCCGGUUUGUUCUCAUUUCCCACCCUGAACCUGCUCCCUCUUGGGUCUAGUGAAAAGAAGGAUGAAGCUCCUAAACCAUUCUCCUUUGCAUCUACUGAAAAGAAGGAUACCACAAAUCUCUUCUCAAUAACUCCUACUGAAAAGAAAGACGAAGCACCAAAGCCUUUUGUGUUUGGUACUUCGGGUGAUUCCUCUAAACCAUUCGCAUUUGGAUCUGGCAAUACCUCUUCUGGGUUAGUGAAACCUGCAAACGGUGGCUUAUUCGGCAGUUCCAACAACGGCGGCUUGUUUGGUGGCUCCACCAAUGGUGGGGGCGUAUUUGGAAGUAAUGGCUCAGCUGGUAAGAAAGAUGAAGUUGAAGAUGAAAAAGUUCCAGAAGAAGAAACUGGUGGAGACUUCAAGCCGGUUGCACAAUUAGCAUCAGAAAAGAUUGACACCCCUAAUACCGGUGAGGAAGGUGAAGAAGUGCUCUACACCAAGAAAGCUAAAUUGAUGCUUUUUGACCCCGAGAAUAAAGAACUGCCAUAUGUCAACAAAGGGUUGGGUGACUUAAAACUUUUGAAGAAUACCCAAACCCAAAAAUCUAGAGUUUUGAUUAGAGCAGAUGGUGGGUUAAGAAUAUUAUUGAAUGCCGCUGUUUCGAAAGAUUUUACCUACAGCACCAUUGGAAAUGGUUCGAUGGUGAGAUUCCCUACCAUUAAGCCAGAAGACAAGAAACUUGAAACAUUUGUAAUCAAGGUUAAAACUCCAGCUGAUGGAGAAGAGCUCUUGCAAUCCAUUAAUGGUGCAAAGUAAUAAUUUGCCAUUUGUAACAUAUAUUUGAAUAAUUUAUUCUACAUCAACGAGGCAUGGUUAAGUAUGUCAUAUUUAAUUGUAAUAUGUGAAAUGCAAACUAUAGAACUCCGUAAUA
Molecule: messenger RNA, 2210 nt
Organism: Suhomyces tanzawaensis NRRL Y-17324
Lineage: Eukaryota; Fungi; Ascomycota; Pichiomycetes; Serinales; Debaryomycetaceae
Product: nucleoporin
Exons: 1
Coding region: 20-2095 (691 amino acids)
Biological process (GO): intracellular transport
Cellular component (GO): nuclear pore
Source: RefSeq, a predicted model, not a curated record